Messenger RNA from Striga asiatica, 741 nucleotides. NCBI's taxonomy places the organism in Eukaryota, Viridiplantae, Streptophyta, Magnoliopsida, Lamiales, Orobanchaceae. The record is from the annotation of a GenBank genome assembly.
AUGCAACAGGUGGCAACUCAACAACUGUUUGAGGAGGAAGCUAGUGGUACUGCUGGUGAGGAGCCUAUGUCCAGGUUAUGUGUAUUCAGAUCGAAGGAACCAAGUGAGAGGAUUGACAGCACUAUAAAUCCUAGCCAGGAGAAUGAUGCAUUGGUCGUUCACAAAAUGUUGGAACAACAGCAGAUGAGCCAAGGGAGGGAGAUGGAGGAACACAGGCAAAUGAUUGUUGGUGGAGUAGCAAAGAUUCCAGAGGUGGAGAUUUCUACUGAGGCAAUGGAGGUGAGGGAGGAGGUGCAAUUGAGAAAUAAUAGAACAUGGAGGAGAGCCAUUAGACAGUGUUCAACAUCUGUGAAACCUAUGGAGGAUGAAAGUGAAGAUCAAAAGGACUGGAAUUGGGUAGUGAAUGGUCCAACUAAAACCAAGCAGGGAACAGUGGGCACAGAUAUUUGGGUGGCUGAAUUGAUGGCAAAUGGUGGGAGGAAUUGGGAUGAGAGACUGACUUUCUAUUGUGAUGAUGUGUUGAUGUGGUGUCUGUUGGGUUUCAGCUCACUUGCUGCUGAAGGCCACGGACAAUUAGCAACUACACAACACUUUGAUUCUCGGAGUUUCCAAAAUCGAAAGCCACAAUCAAAUUCUGAAUCGAGUUCAGUACCAGAUUCAUCUGUCUCGACUGAAACUAGUUCGGAAUAUUCGAGCCCCCAGCUUUCUCUCAUCUUUUCUCUCUUCCCUCUCUCGAUUUGA